Messenger RNA from Bactrocera tryoni, 2421 nucleotides. RefSeq names its product sulfhydryl oxidase 1 (gene Qsox1). Lineage: Eukaryota; Metazoa; Arthropoda; Insecta; Diptera; Tephritidae. Gene Ontology annotation, biological process: protein folding. The record is from RefSeq and is a predicted model, not a curated record. Bases 343 to 2265 code for a protein of 640 amino acids. Gene Ontology annotation, molecular function: flavin-dependent sulfhydryl oxidase activity; protein disulfide isomerase activity. The transcript has 3 exons. Gene Ontology annotation, cellular component: Golgi membrane.
CUUGUUAACGGUAGUUGUUUAUCAUCUGUUCAGCGAAUAUUGAAGGAGUUGUAUAUAUCUUACACUUAUAUGUUUCAUCGCCUUUCGUAUGGCUUUAAAUAAUACAAGUUGGCGCAAAUGUAAAUAAGGUGUAAGAUCGAUUGCAAGAAAACCUCAUAAUAGCGUUUGUACAAAAAACGGCAAAGUAAUAGACCUUGAAACAAAGCAAGUGUAUGUGGUACACACAAACAUAUGUUUGGCUACUAAAUUAACAAUUUACAGUCUUAUAACUCUUCUAGUAUUUACCUACUAGUUUUCGUUUAAAAGUCAAUAUUUGUGUUCCUACAACAAGAAACCGUAGCAAUGAAGUCUACAUGUUGCGUCUCAAGCGGAACUGUAGUAUUUCUACUGACGUUAGUAGGACUUUCAUUUUUAACAUCUGCUAGUGUUAUACCUGCUGUAUUUCUUGGUGUACCUGAUAAACCUGAAAAUGGUCUCUACGAUCCAAGUGGUAAGGUGGCAAUUCUCACUGUGAAUAACUUCAAUGACACAGUACUGCGUCAAAAUCGUUCAUUGCUGGUGGAAUUUUACAAUACAUUCUGCGGUCACUGCCAGCGAUAUGCUCCGCAUUACAAAGCAUUGGCGGAACGCUUAUAUCCGUGGCGUGAAACUUUACUGGUGGCAGCUAUUGACUGCAAUGCGUUCGAAAACACUGGAAUAUGCCGCGAUUACGAAAUAUUUGGAUAUCCAACAGUGCGCUAUUUUUCACCUGGAUAUAUGUGCAAAGAAGGGAAUUAUGGUCAAAAUAUCAACCCACAUACUGAAAUAAACGAGUUAACAGCAAAUAUGGCACAACGGUUGGCAGCAGAAAAUGAUACGGAUAGCUUGCCAAAUUUCCCCAAACUACAUAGUCUCACAGAAAAUGAAAGCAAAACACUUUUUAAUGGUUUGGAUAGUAAUAAAAAAUUUGUGAUAUUAAUUUAUGAACCAGAGAAUACAACUGUGGGACUAGAGAGUAUAUUACAAUUUCACUUAUGGCCUGAUGUGCAAGUGCGUCGUAUCAACGAUUUGAAUUUAGCUAAAAAUUUCCAAAUUGAUGGCGUACGUUAUAAGUUGGCAACUGUAGAUAGAGAAGGAAACGUAGUGCCAUAUGGUGUCACAGAAGAUACGCCACAAGCGUACAUAGCUACAAUUGAAAGUUUCCUAGAAGCUCAACAUUUUAAGCCGCGCUCAGAAAAACCACCAAAAGCAGUAACUAAUCUUGCUCAAAACCAAGCCGAUGAUGAGACUGGACGAUCAAUUAUUAUUUCCGAAGUACUAAGUAACAAGCAUUUGGUUUAUCAGGCUGAUCUGGAAAUGGCCCUACGUCAAAUGCUUCUAAAUGAGAUACCAAAAGUGCACGACAUACGCGGUGAACAGUUAUUAGCCUUACAGCGCAUAUUGGGCGUCUUGCAACGCUAUAAUCCACUCGGACCACAGGGCAAUUUGGUCAUACGACGCUUACAUGAAUAUGUCGUAAAUGUCAACGAGUCGCUAGGCGGUGCCGAUUUCCAAACAGAAUUCGAGCAUUUGAAUAAAACAUUCGGUCCGAUAUUCUCAUCUAAUCAAUUUGUUGGCUGUGUCGCCUCGCAGCAUAACAAACGUGGCUACACUUGUUCGCUGUGGACGCUCUUCCAUCAUCUAACCGUGCAAGCCGCACGUCAAGAGGUCAGCAAUGAUCCGUUAGAAGUGCUGACCGCCAUAUACGGUUAUGUGAAGUUCUUUUUCGGCUGCACUCAUUGCUCAGAACACUUUCAGGCUAUGGCAACACGUCGAAAAAUCUGGAAUGUGCCGAACAAAGAUGAGGCUGUACUCUGGCUGUGGGCCGCACACAACGAAGUAAACAAUCGUCUAGCAGGCGAUGAAACAGAAGAUCCGAAAUUCCCAAAAAUACAAUUCCCCAGCGAAGCGAGUUGUUCGCAGUGCCAUAAAUCCGAUCCAGCCGUAUCUUCCAGCAAGUCGUCCAUCAAUUGGGACAAAGACGCCGUGCUAAGUUUCCUUAAAAACAUACACAAUCCCGGCUAUGUUAGUCGUUACGGUGUUGAAAACGAAGCUGUGCUGCAGCCAUCGCUGGAGAAGUUGCGCCAGAAACGCAUGAUCGGUAAUGUCUUCUCGGAAAUGGACAUGCGCAUGGGCAUGUUGUUGUAUGGCUUCUGCAUUGUUAUGAUGGUGUUGGCGUUUAAGCUCUUCGCAUUAAAGAGCUAUCGCAAAAAGCCCUAUAUGCACGACAUUCUCGGGAAAGUGUAAGUUAGCGUGCAAGGGAAAUCGCUACAAAUUCAAUAAAAGUGUGCGCUCAUAAAAUAGUUGACAAUAGUUGACAAUAUUUCGCAAAUUUGUGGAAUGUAUUUAUACAAUGUUGCAGCGUUUUGCAUACUUUGCGGUGUGAGAAGUGUAUUUUUUGUU